AUGCCUCGACGUGCUGGCCAGAGCAAUGGCUGCCAUAUGAACCCGGCUUCAAGCAUGUCAGGGUGCAUAGCUUCGGUUAUGACUCUGACUGGUCUCAAAAUUCAACGCAGCGCGAUCCGAAUACGAGAUUUUGCAGAGUCGCUUUUGGCAAAUAUAGCCCAUUCUCAACUUCUCAAGAAGACAAGAGAUGUUCCAAUCGUCUUUGUUGCUCACUCUAUGGGUGGCCUUAUCAUAAAGCAGGAUAUCAACGAAGACUUCCGCCAUGUCUGUAAAGACCUCGCUUUGUGGUCGUUCCACGAAGCUGUUCCCACUGCCGGAUUCUAUAUUGUGGACAAAGAAUCAGCAGUGAUGGACCAAGACGACGAGGAUGUAGAUCCGCUCGACACGAGUAAACUGAACCAAAAACCUCCCAGGUUUCUGUGGCUCAACGGAGCACCUGGUUCAGGGAAGUCAGUUGUCUCUGGUCAUGUCAUUGAGUAUCUGCAAUCAUACAAUCUCGACUGCAGCUACUUCUUCUUCAAGAACGACACCAAAGCCACAGUAACCCAGAUGCUGCUCAGCCUCGCAUACCAGAUGACCGAAUGCAACUUUGAAGCUCGACAGAACUUUUUUUCCAUGAUACAGAACGGCGAUGAAGUCAACACACAGGACCAUACUGGCAUCUGGAAUACUCUCUUUCUUAGACGACUCUUCAAGAUACAAUAUCCUCAACCUCACUUCUGGGUGAUUGAUGCUCUUGACGAAUGCGGCAAGAAGUCGCUGGUCUCCCUGGUGCAGAAGUUCUCCAAGAUAGAACCAUCUGUACCGCUUCGAAUAUUCCUCACAAGCAGACCUGAUUCCCCCGAAGCACCAGUUGAGCAGCUUCUAAACAACGAACGGAUCGAGCGACUUGAGUUACACACUGGCCAGGAAGAAUCGAUGAAGGACAUUGCAGCGUACAUUCGAUCUCGGCCAAGACUUUCACGACUACUCGAUGACAAUAACUCGAGCGAGACAAUUGUGUCAUCCAUACUAGAGAGAUCGCGCGGCAUCUUCCUCUGGGCGUCUCUCAUGGUCGACAGAUUGGACAGUCUUUAUAGUCUCGAGGAUAUGCACAAAGCUAUGGAUCAAGUUCCCUCCGAGAUGAACGGGUUUUAUGGCAAGAUUCUGGAAGGUAUCGCCAACUCUGCAAAUGUGGACAAAGCCAAUUGCAUUUUACGAUGGGUGGUCUGCGCACCAGUACCAAUGAAAAUCGACGAGUUGAAGGAAGCAAUCCGGCUUGACAUCGGCCACACCCUCCUUGCAUCAAUAAGUGGUGACAUAUUUGCAGAGAUUUGUCGUAAUCUUGUUAGGACAGGGCACAAUUCGGAGAUCAACUUCAUGCACCAAACGGUCAGAGAGUACCUCACUUCAGGGGCAUCGAAUCUCUACAUAGAUCACCGGGCUGGCCACGCGGAAAUUGCAGCCAUUUGCUUGAAGUUCCUCAACAGUCAAGCCUUUGCGCGCCAUACAACAAUCAAAAUCUUCGAAAUUAUUCUCCGCUUUCCCCCGUUCAUCACCUCCAUUCAGAAUCUCCAGAGACAUCUGGUCCGGCAACUAGAGCGAAGUCCGCCUUUUGACGGCCAGAUUCAGAUGGUCAACACCUGGGUCGCUGAUCUGACUCGGCUAGUUACAAUCUUUGGACCAACGCUUAUUGAAUGCCCUGAAUCAAUAUACGCAUUCAUACCAGCCCUCUGUCCAACCUCCUCAGUCAUCCACAGGACCUUUGCCGGAGCUUCUUCACAGAAAGUUGUCAGUGGCUCUCACGUUUCGUGGGAUGAGAGACUAUCGUGUGUUUUGUUCCCAUCGGUUGUGAAAUCUGUCGCCUCCAGGGAGCAACAACUAGCUGUAGGCCUAUCAAAUGGGACUAUCAGGCUUCUGAGCACAUUGACUCUCGAGCAUCUGACGACAAUGGAACAUGGCGAAGCUGUUCGUCAACUCGCCUUCGGCAAUAUUACCAAUGUCCUCGCCUCUCUUAGCCCUCGAAAGCUAAUUCUGUGGGACGUACGAUGCAAACGCAUUUGGCAAAAGGAGAUCAAAAGCACAGCGUUCUCCGUCUCGUUCAAUGCCAACGACUCCAAAGUCUUUGUAACGUUGAAAGGGAAUGUCAAGCAGGCAGUCCUUACCUUUUCGACCCGGGACGGAGAGCAGCUUGAUUCGCUCUGCAUUAUCGAAGACAGAUCUGACUCAGACUCCGACGAUCAUCACAAAAGUCUCGACAGAUUUUGCCCAGAGGUUGUCCGCUUCUCCCCCGUUCUCGGCUACGCAGCUGUCACGUAUCGCAGUUCCCACCUGACUCUCUUCGAUCUUAACGAGGAAGACAAGCUCGAGAGAUUAUUUCGCAUAGAGAAGAAGGGCUCCGAAAAGUUACGUCCACCCCAAAUUCUGGAUGUUGUCUUCAACCCCGCAAUAGAAUCUGGCCUGAUGGCCGUCGCAUAUCAAGAUGGGGAUAUCAUUGUGAUUCACUUUGAUGAAGACCAGUGGUACCAGGUCGGCUCGGUCAGUCUGCACUCGCGAGUGCUCGCCAGCUCGCCGGAUGGCAUGAUCCUGGCGGCCGGAGAUACCGAAGGAGGAGUGUCGCUCUUCAACUUCGACUCUCUUCAGUUGUUACAUCGACUUGAACUUCUUGAAGAGACUGUGGUUGGCAUCAUAUUCUCCUCCAACACCCUCAGGCUCUACGAUGUCCGGGGGCGUUCUUGCAAUGUCUGGGAGCCUUCUAUUCUACUUAGGCAGAAUGCGACCGACGAUACGUCCAGCGACCAAGAUGACAUCCCAGACGAAAGCAAUCUUCAAAGAUCUGUAACCAGGCCUUUUGAUGAGGCCAAGUUUGUUACUGUAUUGACACCCAUGGGUGAUGACAAACAUGUUUUAUGUGGUAGAGAAGACGGGUCCGUCUCGAUUCACGAUGUUAAAGACGGACAGAAGAUUGUCGAGUUCAAGCAUCACUCCGCAAGCAUUCGCGUAGUCGAGUGGAACCCGAAGGUCAAUCUCUUGAGAGGUGAAGAACUGUGGCAAAACAAGACUCCCCCGGAACCGUUUUCACCAAGUCAGCUCUCUACAGACAGCAGUCAAUGGAUGCAGCAUCCGACUGACAAGUCUCUUCUACUUCUUUUAGAACAGAGCACUGUACGACCCUUCCGUUGGGAUGAUCUCAGAUCGAAUGCUUCUUUCUCCUCUAUCUCCAUGGUUCUGCCACCAGGUUUCAAGGAUACAACACUGACGAACAAAUGGUUUUCCCGUGUCGAGUUCAACACCAUGGUGCAAGCAUUCCAUUUACAAGCAGAAAACAAGAACACAUUCCUUCUACUCACUAGUAGCAAUAUUCAUACUGCUUCCAAGCAAGUAUCCGUCUCUUGCACCGUCAGCAGUGUUCUCGGGAGCGUGAAGGCUAUUCUGGGGAUCACUCGUUCCGCAGUCAUAUUCUUGAUACGGGGCGGGGAUGAGAUCAUCAUUAUUCAAGGCUUCUUGGACUUUGACAAGAAAGUCGAGUGGCAGUAA
This is a messenger RNA of Colletotrichum paranaense, 3516 nucleotides long. RefSeq lists its product as uncharacterized. NCBI's taxonomy places the organism in Eukaryota, Fungi, Ascomycota, Sordariomycetes, Glomerellales, Glomerellaceae. The transcript has 7 exons. Bases 1 to 3516 code for a protein of 1171 amino acids. The record is from RefSeq and is a predicted model, not a curated record. Gene Ontology annotation, molecular function: protein binding.